AGGGAAGGGGAUGUUUCUAUUAUAAACAGUUGUGUGUGUGCCUGGGUGUGUGUACAGACAACUGGGCUAUUUACUUUUUCCAUUGCGACAUCACAUGACCUCAAGUCAGCGGGCAUUGCCCAUGACCAAAAUCUGUAAACACAAAGUUUUUGCACAUCUCUUAAGAAAAGCACUUCUCGACCACAUUGCAUGGGACUCCCAGUAGACAGACAAUGAAUAUUCCUGAAAUAAAUAUUCCAGAUGUUCCUAACAUUGCGGGAGGGAUGCGGGCUAGGUCCGCGACCUUCACCGCCAGACAGAGGUCUAACUCUAGCUGCAGCACAGACGGGACUCCAAACCAGGGCAUUCUACCUGGGUUCAGAAGGCAUUCCAUUAGCAUUCCAAUGCUUGUCAUAUCAGAUUCUGACCACUAUGAUCUAGGCACAUCCUCUGGGCUGAAAUACGGGAAGUUUGUUGAUUGGGAUAAAAUGCCAGCCGCGUCUUCCGAGAGCUGCACGGAGCCCCUACCCAGUGAUCCGAAGAUACUGAAGAGCAUGGCCAGGGCAGGUUGCUGGUCAAAGAACCAUACUCUACGGGCCAAGGCCUACAACCACAUCAUCAGAAGCAUACGCUGCCGGGCAGUGACCCCCGACGGCGCUGUCUACCGGGACAUAUCAGGGAAGCUGUUCGGGCAGAAGAAGGUGAGCACUCAUCCUUUCCCACAAUUCAUGGAAGGAAGCCAGAUCCCUAUGUACUGUCUCAACAAGGGUGGGCUCAACGCGGUCAAGAAGGUCCUCGUCUGCGUUGAGAACCAGUUCCCCGACAUCACGUACUGCCCAAUACUCCCUGCCAUCGUAUCUCUGCUCCUCCAUUACAGUGAAGACGAAGCAGAGUGCUUUCAGAACGCUUGCAGGCUCAUAGCUUGCAAUGACCCAGACAUGCACUACAUAGACCAAACCUUCCUGGCUUACCAGUCCUCUUGCAUGACUUUUGGGGACUUGGCCAAGAAGUACUGCCACGGCGCCCACAAGCUUAUAGGAACCACGGACCACAAUCUCUUCUCGGUCUACUCGGAUUGGAUGAUGUGGCUCUUUGGUGGCCUCCCUUUUGAGUACGCCACUCGGGUGUUUGAUGUCUACCUGCUGGAAGGCGUCAAAGUGCUCUACCGGGUCGCUCUUGUACUGCUCAAGCAUUACAGAGUCUCGGUGACAUCCAGGGAGUCGGAGAUCACUGAUCUCCGGCAGGACAUCCAGAGCUUCGUGGCCAGCAUCGCGCACCACCUGACAGUGGACAAGUUUCUUGAAAAGGCCUUUAGCAUCCGGCUGUUCUCAGGCAAAGAAAUCAGCCUCCUGCAUAUAGCCAACAGGAAGGCACUGGCACAGAAGGGCAUCACCCUCACCCAAAGGAGGCAGUCUAUGCACAUGGCGAUAGACCUGCAGAGCUUCAGCUCCGGCAUUGUGACUGCGCAGGAGAUGCGUAUCAUCUGGUCCUGGAUCCCGGAGAGAUUCGCCCUCUUCCAUCCCACCCUGCUCUUCACCACCAGCGAGCACGGCUACAGCCUGCAGACGUUGUACUCGCGUGUUGAAGGUUACGAGCCCACGGUUCUUCUGUUCAAGACCCUGGAUGAAGAGGUGUCUGGAGCCUUUCUCUCGUCAGACUGGAGUGAGAGAAAUAAAAACAGGGGGAAAGACAGCUUUUUUGGGACCGGAGAAUGCUUUGUUUUUACUCUGCGUCCUGAGAUAGAGAGGUAUAAGUGGAUGACAGCGCACCCCGUUGAGUCUGUAUCAGAGGAAGAGUUUCCCAAGGCACGUCUGCGCUCUCGCUCCUUCACACCCUCAGUCUCGCGGCCUGAUACCUUCGCCUCCUCUCUCUCCACCGCAGGGACCAGCCAGGACAGCAGCUUCUUAACCGUGCCCCAUGCAGAGCCCCGGCCAGCUCACUUCCGCUCCGUGCCACACCUGCCCACCAAAACAGCCUCAAUGUUCAUGGCCGGAAGCAGAGAGGGGAUCAUCAUAGGGGGCGGUGGAGGGCAGGCUCUGUAUAUUGAUGGGGAUCUGCAUCGUGGGAGUACGCAGCACUGUGACACCUUUAGUAACCCACCUCUCUGCAAGGAGAGCUUCCAGAUUCAGCUGCUUGAAGUCUGGGGCAUCCACAACACUGUGUAAUGAAAUCUGUGCUGUGAGGGCAUAGAGGUUCACUGGUCUGAUUGCAGUAAAAUUGGGUCUGUCUGACGAUAUCAGAAGACACCUAAAUGUUUUAAAAACAAACCACAUGCUUCAAAAAAAGAAAAUAAACAGACCAUUUUGCUUACCAUGAAUGUAUUUGCUUCCAUUUAGAAAUAACCUCAAAACAGAAGGUGUUUUGUUUUUAUUUUAGCAUAUAUUGCAUAAUGGUACCCAGGUGGGACGGCAGGAGAUUUGUAAUACGCUAGCAUAGUGCCUCUAUUUCUGACACAAUCUUAAAUGCAUCCUGUCCCAAGUGAAUCUUCUUAACACCCCUAGUCAAGAGACAUUAUGUGUGAAGUGUUAGGCGUGCCAUUGAUUACACAUUCAUCUCCUGUUAGGAGGAGGAAACAGCCAUGGCAUAAAUGCCACUCUGGGAACUGAUACACACUCCUGCUGAUCAGCCUGUUGAUGUGCAGUGAUGUGUUAUUUCCUUUCUGUAGAGGCAUGCUCGUGUAAGUGUCUAAACCUCUCAAAUGAAAGGCAGUUGAUACUAGAGCUUGUUUCUCGAGUGCUGUUUUGAUUAGACAAGCUGUUCCACAUCAUUUUGUUUAACAUUACCGAUGACCCUGCAUUAGGUAGUGGGACCAUAUGGGGCUCAGGUGUGUCAUUCCCUGUGUAUCUCUUAUAAAAGUCAUUUGGCAGUUUCAUGCUUUUCUUAUGGUGUCAAUUAUUUUUGUGUCAGCAGAUUGUGGAAGUUGAAAGAGGCUAUGUAACAACUGUAAGUCGACCUGGAUAAGUGUGUCUGCUAAGAAAUAAUAAUAAUAAUAAUAAUAAUAAUAAUAAUAAUAAUAAUAAUAAUAAUAAUAAUAAUUGCCCAAUAUCUAUUUUUGUAAUAUGUUCAUCAAAUAAAAAAUUUUGAAUGCACUUUUCUUUUUUUCUUUUUUUUUAGCAUGUAUCACUGCAAUUCAAAAAUCAGUUUUGUGAAAUCGUAUAAUUAGAACUGCAAACUGAUUUUGUUUUUUUAGUUGUUUUAUCCAUUAAAAAAGUUGAU
Messenger RNA from Acipenser ruthenus (sterlet), 3195 nucleotides. Its product is annotated as TBC1 domain family member 24-like. Lineage: Eukaryota; Metazoa; Chordata; Actinopteri; Acipenseriformes; Acipenseridae. Bases 213 to 2144 code for a protein of 643 amino acids. The record is from RefSeq and is a predicted model, not a curated record. The transcript has 7 exons.